Colletotrichum karsti is the source of this 1782-nucleotide messenger RNA. RefSeq names its product heterokaryon incompatibility protein. The transcript has a single exon. The record is from RefSeq and is a predicted model, not a curated record. Bases 1 to 1782 code for a protein of 593 amino acids. Lineage: Eukaryota; Fungi; Ascomycota; Sordariomycetes; Glomerellales; Glomerellaceae.
AUGCCCUUCACGUAUCAGCCCCUGCAAGACAGCAGGCGGGAUAUUCGGCUCCUGGAAAUCAACGCCUAUGAUACAGCGCAGGAACGCAUCAGUUGCUCCAUCACUCACAAGGCCGUAGGCAGCGAUACCGACUUCACGGCAUUGUCGUACGUCUGGGGAGAUCCUGCCCAACCCCGUCCGAUCCUGCUUGAUGGCCAAGAGGUCAACGUUACCCGAAAUCUCUACGAUGGCCUUGAACGAUUGGCCAAGUUCGAAAAGCCUCAACUCGGAAAGCUCUGGGUCGACGCGCUGUGCAUUAAUCAAACCGACGACACGGAGAAGGCACAUCAGGUCCAGCUUAUGGGUAGGAUCUACAGCAGCGCCCGCCGAGUACUCAUCUGGCUUGGACCCGAAGAUGACGCCAGUGUCGACGCUCUCCAUCAACUCAGUCUCCUGGGUAGUACACUCAAGGAUUUGAAAACUCGACCUGACUAUGGGCCUUCGAUCUGCCAAGCUUUUGUCAAGACUAUACUUGAGUGUUCGGGGACCAGCUUCAACUUUACUCACAUCCAUACCCUGUUUCAACGUCCUUGGUGGACACGAGUUUGGGUCAUACAGGAGGCUUUGCUCGCCAAGGAAGCAUACGUCAUGGUUGGUGACCACGCGAAGGACUGGAGCGACAUCCAUAGCGCUUGGAGUGCUUUCGAAUGGAUGAUACUCUACGUCGACACCGACCCGAAGUAUAAGCAGGUUUACGACGUGCUGAACGAGGUAUACUUCAAGAUCGCCCACUUUACUCAGGGCAGCAGCAGCAAGGAUGGCGGCACACAGAGCACAUCACUCUAUGAUGCCGUAUUUUUAUCGGCUUUCGGUGGUGCCAUACAGUCGACGGACCCUCGAGACCGGGUUUACGGACUCCUUGGUUUACUGAGUGAGAAGGACAGAGCCAGGAUACCGGUCGACUAUUCGAAGAAUAUGACUUUGGAGAAGUUACUGUUCUUCGUUACGAAAGUUUUGGUGGAAGACCAUGGACCAGAUAUCAUGUCCUAUCGUCGACCGACACCCCUUUCUGGCGCCACUCCGAGUUGGACUGUGGACUGGACUGCGAAGAUGAUAGCCACGAUAGGCGGUUUCAACUCCGGCUCGCACAAGUACAACGCAUCCAAUGGAACUGCUUGGGUGCCUGCGACACUCGAUGCUACUUUCGACGACCCAAGUAUUCGUCUUUCAGGCGUCCUUGUCGGUCAUAUAAAAGGCAUUGGCAGUACCCUGGACACUGCCGUGAACUCACCUUCGUACGUCGACAGAUGUAAGGAUUGGCUCUUGGAGCUUGAAGAUCUUGUCACCUCUCAUAUCGAAGAUGACCAUAAGCGGCAAGAUAUCAUGCCGAACCUAUGGAGGAUUCCAAUUGCUGAUAUGGGCCUCGUGGAACGCGCGAAGCCGGAAGACGGACAUCUACAGGGAUACCACGUAUUGACCGGAGCUGCAAAACCACCGCCCGAUGAUGCGCAAGGCGACUCAGUCGCUUCGGCUUCUUGGCCAUAUCGACGGGUCUGGAAGGUGUACGGUCAUCGCGCUUUCGUUCUCAGCACUGCCGGCGGAGCGCCCGGCCUCGGGCCAAGGGAUACUCGUCCGGGAGAUCUGGCUGUCAUCUUCUCUGGCGGCCACGUCCCCUUCGUCGUCCGCGAGUCAUCGCGGGGAUAUAGCCUUAUUGGUCCUGCCUAUGUCUAUGGACACAUGGACGGCGACGCAUACAGAAGUAUCACGGACGCUCAUGGUCUUCAGGAAUUCCAGCUGCACUAG